AUGGCCACCUCGUUGACCCCCAGGAACCCCCAGAUCUUUCUCCUCCAGAAGGUCUUUGUGAACCUCAACUCAUCUUCUCUCCUUCAGGGGGAACAAAUCCUGGAGGAGCUUCUCCAACUCCCCCGGCGCGGUGUCACCCUCCGCGUCGCCGUCAGCCGCCCCUCGGCCAAGUCGCCCCUCAACGACCUCCUGGCGCUGGAGGAGAGCGGGGCGUCGGUGCGCACCGUGGACCUGCCGCAACUCACCGGCGGGGUGCUCCACACCAAGCUCUGGUUGGUGGACGGCGUCCACCUCUACGUUGGGAGCGCCAACAUGGACUGGAGAUCUUUGACCCAGGUGAGGAACGAG
Molecule: messenger RNA, 348 nt
Organism: Calidris pugnax (ruff)
Lineage: Eukaryota; Metazoa; Chordata; Aves; Charadriiformes; Scolopacidae
Product: phospholipase D3-like
Exons: 3
Molecular function (GO): catalytic activity
Source: RefSeq, a predicted model, not a curated record